UUUUUUACACCUUCAUAAAUUAAAAAGGAAAAAAAUAUUUAAAUUUUCCCGUGCAAUAAAUAAAAACAAGUUCUUUCGCCUGCCAUGCGUACGGUUUGGUUUAGUGUUUCAUUCAAUUUUUUUUCAAAUUACUAAAAAUAAUUCAUAAAUAAUAAAAUAGUGUUCAAAAAAUAAAAUCUACAUAAUAUAUUCGAUCAAUAAAAACAGUUGCACAAAUAGGAAAUAAAUCGAUAUGAAAUCAACGUUUAUUAAUAUAUGUUUCAUUAUAAAGUGUUUAUAAACUAUAAUUAAAUUUAUUGCAUUCAUAUUUAUACGAGUACUUAUUAUAAACAAUACUACUUGCUGUGAGUUAUCAUCUGCUUUAAUGAACCUAACUUCUGCAUCGAUUUUUAAUGCUCGUCCUUGCCUUACUUGCCUUUUUGAAAAAAAACUUUUAACUUGGUAAAGAUUUAAAAAUUUUUACAGAAAGCACGCAAGAAAAUCAACGUUCAGGCAAGGGAAAGUGGUAAUGUUGUAGUGGCCUAAUGAGAUUUAUUACGACGCUGUUUCUCAUAUAGGCGCAUAAGCUUUUACGGCAUUUUUACGGAACACAUCACCAAGUAUCCAAACCAAGUAUCAGUAAAACCGAAUGUCUUACAUUUGACUCAGAAUCAAGAGAAAUAAAAAAGAAAAGCAAAUGUUGCUUCAGUUGUUGUGAUGCAUUAAAGUCAAGUGAAGUUGGGAAAAGUAGUGCUGCAGUGCGCAACUCGGUCGUAAUUAAAGCAACCAACCGACAACGCGGCAAUAAAACAAUUUAUAUAGAAUUUUGUAAUGAGUUUUGGUAUUCAAGGCAAUCUUUCCUACUGAUGCCCAUUGGAUGAAGUAUUUCUUCUUCUUCAUUCCAUACGUUACUCCGUGAAUUCAAGUGUUUUUUCUGGGUUCUAGAUUUUUCAAUAUUUAUUUCUCUAUUUUUGUGUUUCAAAUUUUAUUGUUUUGCAGAAAUUUUAAUUUAAGUAAAUGAAGAUUUUUACGAAAUUGAAAUAGUGUAAGACGAAGCAAACAAGUUUUUAAAAAGUAGUGUAUAGAAAAAACAUUACAAAAAAAAGAGAGAAAUUUUGAAGCGACAUAUUUUUUUCGCUAAGAGAAAAAGGAAAUCAGCAAAAAUUCCCGGCAACAAGUUGUAUUCGUUUGGUACCAUGGAAGGCGGUUAUAUUAAUGAAGGAGGUCAAUUAAAAACCAAAAAUGGCCAAAAGUAUGUAUUCAAUGGACGGCCAUCGGGAAUAUUUGUAUCGAGAACUUGUGCCAUAUUUACAGCCAUUAUAACGAUAUUGAUCCUAAUAUUCACUAUACUCAUAACGUAUUUUGUAACCGUGAAUACUGUGCCAUCCGGCUGCACAAAUGGCCAUUAUGUACCUAAUACUCAGAUAGCUGCACCGUUUAAUGUUAGCCCUGUGACUACGGCCAGUAUGUUGGGUAUGCCAAUGCCAAAAAAUAAAUAUCAAACAAUAUCAUCACCAGUAGGUGAUAUACCGCCAGAUAACGAUGUAUUCGGAGAGAAUAAAGGCAAAUUUAUUGAUCGAAAGUUACAACUUUAUGAAGGCUGGACGCCGCUACACUACAAGCUUGUAAUUGAGCCAACACUGCGGACAUCGACAAACAAUGGCAGCUUAGCGAUUCGUAUACAACGUAAUGCAAAUAUUACGACUUUCGAACCGAUUGUCUUGGAUGUAAACAAUAUUUCCAUAUCGAAUGUUCGAGUGAUAAGAUCAAAGAAUAAUCCGGAUGAAGAAGAAGCCGAACUGGAGUUCGAUAGUGAUUAUGGUUUAAAUAAUCAAACCUUUGUCGUAGUACUAAAUAAGGAAUUGGCUAAAGAGAAAAAUCUCACUUUGAUAUUAAGUAUGGAUUUUAUUAGUCAAAUUACUGAUACGCUACAGGGAGUUUAUAAGACAAGUUACGCCAAUGUACAGACUGGCAGAGAAGAAUGGAUGAUUAGCACUCAGUUUUCGCCGAUUGACGCUCGUCGAGCCUUCCCUUGCUUCGACCGACCUGAUAUGAAAGCCAAUUUUACUAUUAGUAUUAUAAGAUCAACGCGAACAUCAAUGGCUCUAUCCAAUAUGCCAGUCUAUCACAGUUCUAUUCAUCGCCCUGGCUUUACCAAAGAUGACUUUAUGACUACACCAAAAAUGCCUACAUAUCUUGUUGCAUUUAUCGUUUCGAAUUUGGUUAAAUCUCAUUAUUCGGAUCGUGAUACUUCUGCCAUACCUCGUGUUGAAAUUUGGACUAGACCUGAAAAUAAGGAUAUGACAAAAUAUGCCUACUACUUGGUGCGCAAAUAUUUGGAUUAUUUCGAAGGCUAUUUUGGCAUUGAAAAUCGUUUGCCAAAAAUUGAUUUAGUAUCAAUACCAGAUUUCGGUUUUGGUGCCAUGGAAAAUUGGGGUCUCAUAACAUUCAGAGAUGCUGCCUUGCUAGUACCGGAUGAUUUGGAAAAAGCUUCUUCAUCUGAACAUAUGGAAUAUGUUGCUAAAAUAAUUGCCCACGAAUUGGCCCAUCAAUGGUUUGGUAAUUUAGUGACACCGAAAUGGUGGGAUGAUUUAUGGCUUAAGGAAGGUUUCGCCUGUUAUAUGAGCUAUAUGGCCUUAAACUUUGUCCAUCCCGAAUAUGAAAUAUUAGAUAAUUUGGCAAUUUUUGAAUUUAAAUAUUCGAUGCAACACGAUUCAGAUAACAGCUCGCACGCUAUAGCGUUUGAGGUGAAAUCUACUAACGAUAUACGCAGAAUAUUUGACCCAAUAACUUAUUCAAAAGGUACCAUUCUCGUACGCAUGCUAAGUUCAAUAGUAGGUUAUGAUGCUUUUCGAAAUGCUACACAAGACUUUUUGAGCUCAUUAGCGUACGCAAAUGCAGAUCGUAAUGACUUAUGGGAAUUUAUGACAAAACAUGGUCAUUUGGAAAAAACUUUGCCUGAUGAUAUGACUGUUAAAACGAUUAUGGAUACAUGGAUCUCAAAACCCGGUUAUCCUGUCAUUACAGUGGAGAGAAGGGAUGCUGAUCUAAUUGUGACACAGGAACGUUUUAUGCUACCUUCGAGAAAUAUCUCAGAUUCAAGCAAGUGGAUUGUACCAAUAACUUAUGAAACGGAUGAAUUACACAAAGGCGACAACAUACCUACUCACUGGCUAAUGGAUAAUGGCCACGAAUUAGUUAUUAAUGAUAUUUUCACUUCAGACAACAAUUCGGAAAACGUUGUAUAUUUGAAUUUAGACCGUCGAUCUUAUUACCGCGUUAAUUACGAUAUGCCUUCUUGGCUGGCGCUAAAAAAGAAGUUUACCUCUCUGCCACGUGUCACUAGAGCUCAGCUUAUGGAUGAUGCCUUACAUUUGGCGCAAGCAGAAUAUCUUACUUAUGAUAUUCCAUUGACAUUUCUUUUAGAGUUAUUUACAUCGACCGAUGAUGAGCUACUGUGGUCUGCAGCACAAAAAGGUUUGGAGUAUUUGAUUUUCAUGCUAAGUCGGGAACCGGCGUAUGAAACAUUUAGGGCUUUUAUGAAAUUCAUUGUUAGACCUGCUUUCGACCGUUACGGUCUACAGGAGCCAGACAAUGAAUCCCAUAUUCAGCUACAACAUCGCGCAUUAGUUUCACGUCUGGCAUGUAAAUUCAAGUACGAUCGUUGCUUUAAUGCAGCUCACAACAAAUACCGAGAAUGGAUGGCUAAUCCCAAGGCAAACUUCAUUACUCCCAACAUGAAACCCACCAUUUACUGUACCGCCUUAGCCGAAGGAUCCUUCCAGGAAUGGUAUUUCGCGUACAAGCAAUAUAAACGAACAACAAGCGCUUCCGAGAAAGAACAAAUUUUAUCAUCUUUGGGUUGUACUACAAAACCGUGGUUAUUAUCUAAAUAUUUAAAUAUGACUCUCAGUUCGACUUCAGGCAUAUUGAAGCAAGAUGGAACACAGGCAUUUAGGGCUGUUGCCGAAAAUCCGAUAGGCUUUGAAAUUGCUUUCGAUUUCCUGCAAACAAACAUCAAAGAAAUCGCUGAAUAUUACGGUGAUGGUUUCUCAACGUUAACUUCAAUGAUCAAAUCGGUUACUACUUAUAUGAAUAAGGAUUAUCACAAGGAACAAUUGGAACGUUUCAAGGAAAGGGCCCAGAAAUUAGGCUUAAAAUCUGUAACUACUGCCAUUCAACUGGCAGUAGAACAAGUGAAGAACAAUAUUUAUUGGCGCAAUCGGUCAUAUUACAGUCUGAAAGGUUUUCUAGAAGCCAUUGUUAGUGAAUUCCAAAUCAAUAUUUUUUAAACUAAUACCAACGAUUCUAAAUGAAAAAAGAAAGUAUAAACAAAAUCUAUCUCCAUUUUAGUGAAUAAUUUUUAAAACGAAAAAUUUUUGCACAGAAUUAAGUGUUUGCAAGCAAGCAUUAAGUGAUAUAAUUUUAGUUUUUUCAUAAAUUUUCAUUUUUAUUAUUUUUUAUUUUUUUUGAAAGUAUUCGGGCUUUUUAAGCUACUCGUGUAAAGUUUUCAAAUUAAAUCAUAAUUUAUUGUUUAACAUUUUUAUAUGAUUUUAAAACGUUUAAUAUCAGUUUUAUUAUGAUUUAAGCUGUGUUCGUUCCUAUAUCAAAUGAGAAAAAAAAAGUAAUACUAAGAACCAAUCAAUAUUUCGAAAUGAGAGGUUGAAUCAAAGCCGUUCAUUCCUUCGUUCACAAACAUUAUUUUAAAAAAUUUAAGAAACAAGCAAUAUAGUAUUUGAGCAAAAAAAAUUUUCUCGUAAUCUUGUGUUAAAUCAAUGCAAUACACAAAACCCAAAAUGAAAAUCACAAAACAAAAAGAAAAAUCAAAUAAUCUAGUUAACUUAAUACAUAUGAAAAACUAACUGCCCCUUACAAUGAAAUACCAAGAAACAGGUAAUAAAUUUUAUUAUAGCGAGUAAAAAAAAAAA
Molecule: messenger RNA, 4907 nt
Organism: Glossina fuscipes
Lineage: Eukaryota; Metazoa; Arthropoda; Insecta; Diptera; Glossinidae
Product: aminopeptidase N
Exons: 13
Coding region: 1176-4271 (1031 amino acids)
Biological process (GO): peptide catabolic process; proteolysis
Cellular component (GO): cytoplasm
Molecular function (GO): metalloaminopeptidase activity; peptide binding; zinc ion binding
Source: RefSeq, a predicted model, not a curated record